This is a messenger RNA of Pleuronectes platessa (European plaice), 1466 nucleotides long. It is a transcript of the gene vipr1b, whose product is annotated as vasoactive intestinal peptide receptor 1b. The transcript has 13 exons. Gene Ontology annotation, cellular component: plasma membrane. The record is from RefSeq and is a predicted model, not a curated record. Gene Ontology annotation, molecular function: vasoactive intestinal polypeptide receptor activity; G protein-coupled peptide receptor activity; peptide hormone binding. Gene Ontology annotation, biological process: adenylate cyclase-modulating G protein-coupled receptor signaling pathway; cell surface receptor signaling pathway. NCBI's taxonomy places the organism in Eukaryota, Metazoa, Chordata, Actinopteri, Pleuronectiformes, Pleuronectidae. Bases 135 to 1466 code for a protein of 443 amino acids.
GCAGCAGGAGCUCUGAACAAACACACACACACACAGAUCCUCGCUUUCUUCACAUACACAUUUACUCACUUAACAGAAUUAACAGGGGAGCGCAUGCGGCAUCGAGGAGUCUUGAAUAAGAAAGCAAAAACAGGAUGGAGGCUUCACAGCUGCUUUUCCUGCUUCUCUUGUACGGAUAUCUGCCAAAAGUGUUAUCGGUGCAGAUGUGUGACGUGGUGAAUGAGAUCGAGCAGGAGAAGGAGCGCUGCGAGAACAGCACCUCUGGGAACAUCACUUCAGGUUGCCAAGGAGCGUGGGACAUCAUCGCCUGCUGGCCGACAGCCAGGGUGGGAGAGGUGGUCACGAUAAACUGCCCCACGUACUUCAGCUACUUCAGUGACCAGCACAAAGGUAACCUCUCGAAAACCUGCACGGCACAUGGCUGGACCGAGAUGAGGCCUGUAGAUAUCGCCGUAAACUGUGGAUACAAUCUGAACAGCACCAGCGACGAUGGCAAGUUUUUCUUGCAGGUGAAGAUUGGCUACACCAUCGGUCACAGUGUUUCCCUCGUCUCUCUCACCACGGCUAUUGUGAUCCUCUGCAUCUUCAGGAAGCUCCAUUGCACGAGGAACUACAUCCACAUGCAUCUGUUUGUGUCAUUCAUCCUGAAAGCCAUCGCCGUGUUCAUCAAAGAUGUGGUGCUCUACGAGGUCGGGGAGGUGGACAACUGCUCGUCAGGCUCGGUCGGCUGCAAGGCAGUGAUUGUGUUCUUCCAGUACUGUAUAAUGGCCAGCUUCUUCUGGCUGCUGGUGGAAGGUCUUUAUCUUCACGCAUUGUUGGCGGUCUCUUUCUUCUCCGAGAGGAAGUACUUCUGGGCUUACAUUCUGAUCGGCUGGGGAGGUCCGACAAUUUUCAUCACAGCUUGGAGCAUUGCUAAAGCCUACUACAACGAUGUGGGGUGCUGGGAUAUAAUCGAGAACACCGACGUCUUCUGGUGGAUCAUUAAAACGCCUAUUUUGGCAUCAAUCCUGAUGAACUUCUGUCUGUUCAUCUGCAUCAUUCGAAUACUUCGCCAGAAAAUCAACUGCCCAGAUAUUGGAAGAAAUGAGUCCAACCAGUACUCGAGACUGGCAAAGUCGACGCUGCUCUUGAUUCCGCUGUUCGGGAUCAAUUUUAUUGUGUUUGCAUUCAUCCCAGAGCAAGUGAAGACUGAGCUCCGGCUCGUUUUUGACUUGAUUCUCGGCUCAUUUCAGGGCUUUGUGGUUGCCGUCCUCUACUGCUUUCUGAACGGAGAGGUUCAAGCCGAGAUCAAGAGAAAGUGGCGGCGGUGGCACCUGCAGAGAUACAUAAGCUCCGACACCAAAUACCAACACCCGUCUAUCGGCAGCAGCAACAACUUCAGCACCCAGAUCACCAUGCUGACCCGGUGCAGCCCCAAGACACGGCGCGGGUCGUCCUCCUGCCACGACGACCUGUCGAGCAUGUGA